AUGAGAAAGAAGAGAAUGCUGGAACCAGAUGAACGCUGUAAGAGAAAGAAAAAUAUUCCUCAAAGCUUUACUCAUGUCUUUUUAUGCUCUUUCCUCUCUUCCUGCCUCCUACAACAGUUGGACAAGGGGGAUGUGAGCCAACUCAGCCUGCCUUCCAAUACAAGCCACAGUGAUGCUGAAAGCAACAUCUGUCUUGACGUUCCAGAUGGCAAUCCAGACCCACAGAGGACAAAAGCUGCCAUUGACCACCUGCACCAGAAGAUUCUUAAGAUCACUGAGCAAAUAAAGAUUGAGCAGGAGGCUCGAGAUGACAACGUAGCUGAAUACUUAAAGCUUGCUAACAAUGCUGAUAAGCAACAAGCCUCUCGUAUCAAGCAGGUCUUUGAGAAGAAGAACCAGAAGUCAGCCCAGACCAUUGCCCAGCUGCAUAAGAAGCUUGAGCAUUACCACAAAAAACUAAAGGAGAUUGAACAAAAUGGGCCCUCACGUCAGCCCAAAGAUGUCUUCCGGGACAUGCAUCAGGGCCUCAAGGAUGUAGGAGCCAAUGUUCGCUCCAGCAUUAGUGGUUUUGGCGGUGGUGUGGUAGAGGGGGUCAAGGGUGGGUUGUCAGGCCUUUCUCAAGCAACACACACAGCUGUGGUUUCCAAGCCCCGUGAGUUUGCAAGCUUAAUACGCAACAAAUUUGGCAGCGCAGACAACAUUGCCCACUUAAAGGACACUCUGGAUGAUGGGCACCCGGAAGAGGCUUCACGGACUUUGAGUGGCAGUGCUACCCUUGUGUCUAGUCCCAAAUAUGGAAGUGAUGAUGAGUGUUCCAGUGCCACUUCUGGCUCAGCAGCUGGUAGCAAUUCUGGGGCUGGUCCUGGGGGCUUGAGCAGUCCCAAGUCUAACACCUUGGACAGUCAUCAUUAUAACUUUGACACCAUUGUAGAAGAACUGAGAGAUAUUAAGGACAUUCAGUCCCAUCUUGAGGACUCCAUGGAAGAACUCAAAGCUCAGCUGCAACGAGACUAUACGUACAUGACUCAGUGUUUGCAGGAGGAACGAUACAGAUACGAACGCUUGGAAGAGCAGCUCAAUGACCUGACUGAGCUUCAUCAGAAUGAGAUGACCAAUCUGAAGCAGGAGCUGGCCAGCAUGGAGGAGAAGGUGGCUUACCAGUCCUACGAAAGGGCCAGGGACAUUCAGGAAGCUGUGGAAUCCUGCCUGACUCGGGUCACCAAGCUCGAGCUGCAGCAGCAGCAGCAGCAAGUGGUGCAGCUGGAGGGAGUGGAAAACGCCAAUGCACGUGCUCUACUGGGCAAAUUCAUCAAUGUGAUCUUGGCCUUAAUGGCUGUGCUGCUGGUCUUUGUCUCCACCAUUGCUAGUUUCAUCACUCCAUUGGUGAAGACCCGCAUGCGUCUCCUGAGCACUACCUUACUAGUGCUUUUUGUCUUCCUCCUCUGGAAGCACUGGGACUCCAUCACUUACCUCCUGGAACACGUGCUGCUUCCUAGCUGAUUUCCUUGGUAGCCAGAAGCUGCAGCUAGAGGGAGUUUGUUUUUCUUGUAAAAGGAAGUAAAACUGAGGAGACUUCCAGUUUGGUUUUAUGUCCAUUUGGAGUGUGCAAUCCUCACCUGCUUCCUCUUCAGAGCCUUUUUUGUUGUUGUUGUGCCCAACAUUGUCUCAGCAGUAGGGAGAGUAAUUACAGUGGGGCUUAUGAAAGGGUUACUAUGUCAUGCCUCUCCUCUGGGAUGCUUUUGCAAAGCAUUAUGGGAAGACAAAUAACCCCUGUAAAGAGCUCAAUCUUUCAGAUUUUACCCAUUCCUUAAAUCAAAUAAAGGGAUGGUGAUGGCAGCAAUUUGUGUACGAACCAAAAAGGUCUUCUCUAAAAAACAGUUGUGUAGUGGUUGACUUUCCUCCCUGCUGGAGAGAAGUGGUGAAACGUUUAUUG
Molecule: messenger RNA, 1933 nt
Organism: Python bivittatus (Burmese python)
Lineage: Eukaryota; Metazoa; Chordata; Lepidosauria; Squamata; Pythonidae
Source: RefSeq, a predicted model, not a curated record